GGCGCCAAGGCGGCAACCUCAGCCAGGCCGGAGGGACCCCCACGUGCGCAGCCUGGAAGCCUGGCAAGCCCUGCGCCCUCCCCUGCUCCCGGCCCACCUGGGGGCCACCGACUCCACUCCCGGAGAGUGUGGCUUCCGAGGGCAUGUGGUCCGGGCUCAGCGCUUUCGGUUCUCGGAGGAGCCGAGCCUGGGAGCCGAGGGGACAGUGCUGGAGGUCCACGUCCCGCAGGUCUUGCAUCCUCAGUAUGGAAUGUAUGUUUGGCCCUGUGCUGUGGUCCUGGCCCAGUACCUGUGGUUUCAUAGAGGAUCUCUGCCCGGCAAGGCUGUCUUAGAGAUUGGAGCUGGAGUGAGCCUUCCGGGAAUUGUGGCUGCAAAAUGUGGUGCUGAAGUAAUACUGUCAGACAGUGCAGAGCUGCCUCACUGCCUGGAAAUCUGUCAGCGUAGCUGCCAAAUGAAUAACCUGCCUCAAGUGCAGGUCAUAGGACUCACAUGGGGUCAUGUAUCUCAGGCUCUUUUGGCUCUACCACCACAAGACAUUAUCCUUGCAUCUGAUGUUUUCUUUGAACCAGAAGAUUUUGAAGACAUUUUAACUACAGUUUACUUUUUGAUGCAGAAAAACCCCAAAGUCCAAUUGUGGUCUACUUACCAGGUGAGAAGUGCUGACUGGUCACUUGAAGCUUUGCUCUACAAGUGGGACAUGAAAUGUGUCCACAUUCCUUUGGAGUCUUUUGGUGCAGACGAGGAGGCUAUAGCAGAAUCUGCCCUCCCAGGAAGACAUACUGUUGAAAUGCUGGUUAUCUCCCUUGCAAAGGACAGUCUCUGAAUUACACCUACAAGCUGUUUCAGGACAACGUCAAUGCUGAUUAGCAACCUGCCAAGCCAACUGUGUGGCUCAGGCCACUUCAGCUUAAGUACAAGCAGUAGAUUUGAAAAUGGUUGUAUCUGAUUGUGAGGCAUCACUUAACCAUUAAAAUGAAAAUUAAAACACUUCUAAGAAAAAA
Messenger RNA from Phacochoerus africanus (Common warthog), 1001 nucleotides. RefSeq names its product methyltransferase like 23 (gene METTL23). The record is from RefSeq and is a predicted model, not a curated record. Bases 251 to 823 code for a protein of 190 amino acids. The transcript has 5 exons. NCBI's taxonomy places the organism in Eukaryota, Metazoa, Chordata, Mammalia, Artiodactyla, Suidae. Gene Ontology annotation, cellular component: nucleus; cytoplasm.